UUCAUCAUUUAAAAUUUCCGGAAUGGUAUCAAGAGCCAAUUCAUUGCUUUGUGAUCACUCGAUAAUAUGAAAAUCUGUUCAUACGAUCUUUUCGUAUGAGUUUGUGAGUGUGUUCGUGUGGUUUGUGUGUUAGCUAAUGGUAAAUGUGCACGUAGCUCUUCCAUUCUUUCCUGUCAUAAAUCAUUUGUCGAAACCAGAGCUCAACCAAUCUCAUGAAUCUUUAUGUUAUAGGCAGUUCUUUUCAUCAUGGCAGGACAUAGAGAAUCAUAUGCAGCCCGUGAUCAUUCACCGGCCUCCUCCUCCUCCUCGCCCUCGUCGUCGCCGUCGUCGUCGUCGUCGACUUUGUCAGUGAAUACGUCGGGGAAGUGUCCCCAAACAUAUUUCUUACUGUGUGCGCUCACUGUUGCUCAGGUCGGAUUGCUGUCUCUGUUUUUCAUCUGGACUGUCCAAACUUGUUAUACUCGAUAUCAGCGCGUCAUCAUCGUUUAUCCUAUCGAUUCGAAUCCUCGGCUCCGAUCAAUGAGUAAUGAUUCUCACCGAGACGACAUCAAUCAUCAUCAUCACCACCAUGGCAACAAAAGCAACAUCACGACUGAUCUUCUGGGAGACAUUCAGCAUGAGGGGACACCUGUUUUCAGCAAUGAUAGUGGGCAGUUAUCGAACUUUCGUCCAGACUCAAAACGAAAUGUCAGUAUCGUCGGAACGACGCGGUUUGAAUUACUCGCCCUCACAUUAAAAUGGUUAGAGAGUUUGAAGAUAUUGAAUUUAGAUUAUGACGUCACAUUAAUCGUAGAAGACCAACCUGCGUAUAGAAUACUGUCAAAAAGGAAAAACAGUGCGAAAAAGUUAUACAAGACGCGUUUAAAACCAAGACGGGAGCGGCAAAACGGGACGCGAGUCAUGAGUUUGACACUAUCUGAUUGUGACGUCGUACUGGACAUUCUCGGUUCGGGUAGAGACGUACUGAAUACUGCAACCGAUUACGUUUGGUUAAAAGAUCCCAUACCUCUAAUAUGGCAGAAGUAUAACCAGUGCGACAUGUGGAUCCAAAGCGGGGAGAAUCAAACGCAGGGUUUUAUGUUCCUGAAGUCAUCGCCAAAGAUAAUCUCCUGCGUGAAAGCUUUGAAAACGAAAAUGGCAAGGAAGUCGAAAGCGCCACGAUCAUUGGUUGCCGAUGAUACCCUAGUACAUGCGCUAAGGACUGGGUUGCAUCGCUUCUUGGACACUUUUGAUUUACGUAUAUGCCACUUGGGAGAAGCUUAUUUCCCUUGAUAAAUAUAUAUGUAUGUGAGGAGGAGGGGUAGUAUCUGCCCACAAGUGGGGAAAUCCUCAUGGUGCCUUUAGAAAGGGGUGUAUUUAAGGAGGAGGGGUGGUACUCUGCUCACAAGGGGCAAAUCCCCAUGGUCCUUUGAGAAAGAUGUGUAUUUGAGGAGGAUGGGUGGUACUCUGCCCAUAAGGGGGUAAUCUUCAUGGUGCCUUUAGAAAGGUGUGUUUUUGAGGAGGAGGGGUGGUACUCUGCCCACAAGUGGGGAAAUCUUCAUGGUGCCUUUAGAAAGGUGUGUAUUUGAGGAGGAGGGGUGGUACUCUGACCUGCCAUGUAGCUUACUUUAUACAAGCAUACAUACCAGUAAUGCUUUCUUAGCAGUCAGGUAAAAACAAAACAUCAAUAGAGGAGUAGCUCGAUUCCGAAAGGCCCUAAAUCCAUUUUUGGCCAAUAUCGACUCCCCCCCCCCCCUUUCCCCCAUGGAAAAGUGGAGCGAUGUGGAGCGAUGUGUGUGCAGCGCUUUGUAACCACAUUGAAAAGGCGCUAUAUCAAAUAUCUUUUGGAUUGGAUUGGAUUUGAACAGUUACAGUGGUUAAAACGUGCGCCCCCUCCCUAACACAAGAGAGAGAACUCCCUCCCCCAAAAGGAGGAACAUGAAACUUGUAUUUACACAUACAGAUUACAUUUUGAUGAGUUGGCUCGAUUUGCCUACGAAGAUUGCGGACAAAAUUUCAACAGUACGAAAAAACACACCAGGUUCUGUAAAACUGAGAAAAAGAGAAGAUUUCUAAAUGAAAUGAUAAGUGAUUUGUGACUUUCAAGGAAGAAAAAAACAAUUUCUAUCGCUCGUGACGGCCAUUUUAUUUUAAUUGUUAAGAAUUCAAGAACUUCCGGGGGCUCCGACCCCUCAACCCCAGCAAAGCCUGGGCCCUUGGACCCCAUCCGUACAAAUAUUGUCUUUAGGAGAGAGUGUGUGUUUUAUGAAGUUCAAGCCCCACAUGAAGGCAAGCUUUCGUCCAUACACUAUUGUGCACUUUGGGUUAUUCACACCAUACUGUGAGGUUGAGUGGGUUGCAUACGGUGGUGUGGGAUAAGGACUAUAAGGGGUAUUAUUUGUUUUACAUUAUAACUGAUUUCGUUUGUUUCUUUUCGUUCGUAAGUUAUGACUUGUUAUGCAUUAAAGUUGAUAGAAUUAUCAUA
Messenger RNA from Strongylocentrotus purpuratus (purple sea urchin), 2464 nucleotides. RefSeq lists its product as uncharacterized. Lineage: Eukaryota; Metazoa; Echinodermata; Echinoidea; Camarodonta; Strongylocentrotidae. The coding region runs from base 247 to 1272 and encodes 341 amino acids. Gene Ontology annotation, molecular function: glycosyltransferase activity. The transcript has 2 exons. Gene Ontology annotation, cellular component: Golgi apparatus. The record is from RefSeq and is a predicted model, not a curated record.